This is a messenger RNA of Penicillium verhagenii, 1086 nucleotides long. RefSeq lists its product as uncharacterized. The record is from RefSeq and is a predicted model, not a curated record. The transcript has 2 exons. NCBI's taxonomy places the organism in Eukaryota, Fungi, Ascomycota, Eurotiomycetes, Eurotiales, Aspergillaceae. The coding region runs from base 1 to 1086 and encodes 361 amino acids.
AUGGCUACUGCAAUCACUGGGCAUUUCACUGGGCAGUUGAUGCGUCGCGCUGCAGUUCAAUUGCAAGGUCCUAACCACGAUGAGGAUCAAACUCCUGCCAGUUUGCUCGCCUUGUUCAUCUUGUCAGGUCUGAUUUUCUUAUCAGUCAUAGCCUCUAUUGACUACACCUACGGUGGAGUGGUAGCAACUCUCGCGGCUGUCGAGGACUCGAAUCCGGACAUCUACGUUCGCAUCGACAACAACAACAACAAUGACCAUAACCUCGCCAAGCCAUACGAUCCUCAUGACCCAAAGUAUACUGCAACCCCGACCCCCAAGCCAAUAACCAGCAAGUUGCGUACUACCGUGAAGCACCUACGUAACCGUGCCGGCUUCUUGUCUCGUUUCCGUGGCUUGAGCAUGUACCUGAGCUUGCAUCUGGCCCGUGGAUUCCUCCUGGCCAUCAUUCCCGUUCCAUCCAGCUCUCUAGUUGGUCAGGUCUUCGUGCAGUCAGUUGUUGGUGUUCUUCUAUCUGGAGGUCAAAUUGCAUGGAUUCACAUCGUUAUAACCGAGCCCUCCCGGAAGCGCUUCUACCAACGUAUCCCCAGCUACCGCUCUUGGAUUCGGAUUCUACCCGCUGUCAUUUUGGAGGACUUCUUAGCAGCUGCCGUCUUCUUUCUGCCGAUGGCUAGAGCGAAAACUGCAUGCGCAUUCAACAUCACUCCUCAAAACGACAACAACCUCAGUGAUAUGUACCAGUGCAUGGCAAUCACCACCAUCCCUGUAAUCUUGGCCUUCUUGAUAGCUGUCCCCGCUCGCGUCAUCUUCAUCCGCGUUGCAGCCUCUAUGCUGCCCGAAGACCAGGAAACCAUCGUUCCAUUUGAUCGCUCUUUCGGAGGUAAAGUCCGUCCCGAGCUUCUCGGCGGCAAUGGAACGGUUGGCUUGCUAGAUGCAUGGAAGACAUUUGACUGGGCUGGUCGAGUUCGCUUUUUCAAGGUUUUGCUCAAGACCAUAGCGAUGGAUAUGGCAGUGAUUGUGCUCGCUGGUAUCGUUUUAGGUGGGCAGAUUCUCUACAUGAUGCCUAAGAGUAAUCCCGUUGAGUACUAA